Messenger RNA from Cladocopium goreaui, 9661 nucleotides. NCBI's taxonomy places the organism in Eukaryota, Dinophyceae, Suessiales, Symbiodiniaceae. The record is from the annotation of a GenBank genome assembly.
GCUCGCCCUGCUGCGCUGCAAAGCCUUCUUCCAAGUCUCCUGCGCUUCGACUUGGCAGUGUGGCCAACAAAGUCAGCCGGCCGAACCAGCGCAGCCAGCUGAGGCAGGGCAGAGCUUGGGCAGCAGCAGCGGCACUAUUGCAGUCUCCGAUGCGCACAUUGCUGCCAACCGCUUUGAGCAAGCCGUGGUGGCACAGGGCGUGUCCAUUGCUCCUGGCAUCCUUCGCCUUGGACCUGACGAUGUUUUGGCCCAUUUCUCGUCCUUGCAGUCUGCGCCACAGUUCUUCCAGGAAGAGUACAACACUGGCGAGCGAUUUACUUGGUGCUUCGCUGGCUUCGACUGCUUGAGGUCCAGCUUUUACCCUGAAGGCUUUGUGCUCCUGGAGGAAGACAUCCAGCUGGAGGCUGAAGAUGUUCUGGCACUGAUUCCUCCUCGUGCCCAUGUCCCGCAGCAGCUUUCGUUGAGCUGCUGCGUGCGCGAGCUUCUGGAGCAGUUCCAACUCGAGCACAAGCAUGCUGGCGAGCAGAAGCUGUUCCAUAACCUCAUGCACCCCUUCACGCUCCAUUCUCUGGCUCGUGGGAACAGCUUGAAGGUGUUUGUGACUUGGACUUGGAAGGCAGACUGUUUCAGAGUCUUUGAGCCCAAGACUCCGCAGUCCAGCAGUCCUUUGCAGCAUUUGUGUGGUGUGCGCUUGGGAGUUCAGCACACGAUGCUGCUGCGAACGGAGGAGCUGCAAGUCAUUCGGCACCUGGACAAUGGCGUGCAGCAGUUUGUCUGCCAGCUGCCAGGGGAGCGUCCCCCUCACACCCAGAGCCUCUGGGUUUCAGCGGACGGCUACUUCUAUGCGCUCUACAUCACCCCAGCAGACGCAGAAGUCCUCAAAGGCAACUUCAACGACAACUUCGAGAACUUCGACAUGACGUCCAAGAGGGAGGUGCCAUGCAUGUGGACGGGCAUGAACGAAGACGACUUCGGGUUCUUCCUCAACGGGUUCCGGUUUGUGGCAGCCAUUUCGCACAAGCGCCGCCCGCUGGUUUUGAAGCUGGAGCGUCGCCAGGAUGCUCAAUGGAAGCCGUUCGAGCUCCAUUUGGCCCGCUGCUGUGCUUGGCCCUCCGGCGCUGAUGAUGCCCUGAAGACUGGCCGCUCCAGGGUUCCUGAGGGUGCCAGCGCUGCCGCUGGCUUUGCUGCUGGGCCUCUCGACUUCUUCGUCUUCAUUUGCUGGCGAGCUGCUCUGCUGGAGGACCUCUGGGGUCUGGUUGCCAUCAAGUUGCAGGCCUACGCAGGGCAGGCAGGGGCAAGGCAGAGUCCACAGUCCACAGUCCACAUUUCGAGCACCAAUAACAGGCUGGAGACUUGGAGUGCAGGAGACAUGCUGCAAGGUGGUCGGGUGUCGAGUCAUGCUGAACAGUGCAAAGGAACAGAUUGCAGUGGCAUUGAGGCGCCUGUGCAUGCCCUCCUGGGAUUAGGCUUGCCGCAUCAGCACAUGUGGUCCUCUGAGGCAGCUGAGGUGAGGCCAUCCUGUUUUGUACUAGAGAAUGUGAUGGGCAUUCGUCGUGUGGCAGCGCAAGUGCAACAUCAUUUGGUCAGCAGUGGGCUGUACACCGUGAUCCCUGUCGAAAUGGACCCUGCAGACUUAGGAGAGCCUGUGCGGAGGCCUCGGCUCUAUUUCUUGGGUGUUCGCAAAGAUGUUGCAUUGGCAGAGUCAGCUGUGCUGACGAGAAUUGUUGAAUGUGCUUGGCAUUUUGUGAAACAACAGUCCUCAGUCCACAGUCCAAAGUCCAACGCGUUGCUGCGCCGACUCUUGCCUGCCUCCCAUCCAGCUGUAGAACAGCAUCAGAAGCUCCGGAAAGAAAGAUGGCUACAGGCCAAGAAAGCUGGAUUUCCUGCUGGCAAAGAGCAUGCUAGGUGGCAGGCCGUGCAUGACAAGGUUCGAGCAGCAGAGCCCAUGCUAUCAGUGAAAUGUUCUGCAGACGACCUGUUUUUGCAUUUGCCCCGGUUGCGGGAUGCAUGGAGCAUUCUCAGUGCCAAGCAUCGUGGUUGCCUGGCAGCAGAUCUAUCGCAGUCAGUGUCUAGAGCUGGUGUUCGAACAGAUGGCCGCCUUCCUACCAUCACUCCCGGGAGCAUCUUGGCUGUUGCUGAUGCUGGUCGGGUGGUGAUCCCUUUGGAAAAGAUUUUGCUCCAUGGAUUUCCCAUCCACAGAAUGAGAAUACCACCUGGCAUCACGGAGAGACAGCUGGAGAGCAUGGGUGGGAACACGAUGCAUGUUCAUGUUGUGGGGGCGGCGAUUCUGUUGGCCCUUGGGUUGGUUGAUUGGAGCUUGCCUGCUGCAAACAUCCCUUGCCCUCCAUCGACAGUGUGGCGUCCAAGCUCUGCACUUCAGGGUCCGAAGUCCAAAGUCCACAGCCCAGCAAAGCGCCAGAGAAAGAACAAGAUUCAGACAAGAUCCAGGAAGGUCCAGGUUUGCAAGAAGGGAAGUGGAGAUCUGACAGCAAAAGCAGCAGAUAGACUGAAAGCCCGCUGGAGCUUACAUGCCAGAGCUCGAAAGAAACAGUCCAAACGAAUCUGUGGCCCACAAAAGGUUUGGUCUAGCUCCAAGCUCUUCUUCCACGAAAAGAAAGAAGCCUGGCAGCACCCAGCCUUCAAAGAAAAGGCAGAAGGUAGAGCACAGCUUGGAAGCCGGCUGGCCACGAAGUGGGGUGCUUAUGAGGUUCGAUCCUUAAUCUUGCUGGUGAUGAUUGCCUUGAGGAAAGUGAUGCAGGCCUGCUGCCUGCAGCAGCAUGCACGUUGCACUGUCCACCGGGUUGCCGCAGAGUUCUACCUGGCUCCUGAGAAGCCCCUUGUCCAAUGCUUGCCUUAUUUGGCUGCAGAUCAAAGCCUUUUCAAAGGCAAUGUACCCCAGCCGCUUGAUUGGCUUCGAGCUUGGCGCGCCUGUAGAACCCCUUCGAGUUUUCAGGGUGCAUUGCAAUACUUUGAAACCGAAGACUUUGCUGCUGGCCAUCGAUGUGGUCUGCGGAAGGGCAGCUUAGAGCAGAUGAUCCUGGUCAUGCACUGGGCUGUCAAGUCCAUUCGAAUGAAGCGGCUUUCCGAAGCCAAUAGCAUCAGCUUGUCAGUUGAUGACCGGAAGGACUACAGGCUUUUGCGGUACCGGUGCAAUCUUCCAUGCCCAGCAUCCAAAGUUCAAAGUCCGCAGUCCACAGGCCAGGAUGUGCCGGAGAAUACCCUGGAGGCUCACGAUGCAGACACGAGCAUUGCAAUGGCAAAAACUGUGCAUGAGCUCAUCAGAAGGGCAUGCAUGGACCCUGAUGGACAGCUGGACCAAGUAGCUUUGGACCUCAUCAAAAGCAACAUCAGGCACUUUGCCUCUGACCAAGGCCCAAGCGUCAGCAAAUGCGGGAAGGUUUUGGCUUCUGAUGGUCAACUUGGCUCGCUGGUGUACUGUAGUUUUGAUGCUGCGCACCAAGUGCGAAUCGGCUGUAAAGACCCUUUGCAAGCACUUCCAGGCUUCGAAGCACAGUGGAAGGCACUUUUUGGUGGGAAAGAGGCAUUGCUGCCCUCCAUUCAGAAUUCAGAUGUGUGGACUGCAAGGUUGCUUGCUGCCCAGCAGAAAGUUUUGGAGAUGUAUGGGCGGCAGGGUGUGCUGGAGAAGACGCUCAAGACGUUUUCCUUCGCGCCUCAGCGCUUUGACUCCGCUGCGUCGCCGUUGCUGAAAUAUUGUUGCCUCAUCAGGGCAAUUGCUGUACUUUGUGGCAUGCAAGCAGCUGACGUUCGCAAUAGCCGAGAUGUGCGGAGACGUGCUGAAGAGGCAUUGCAGAAGAUGGUCCCUUCGCAACUGAUGCGUGCUGCAGUCACAUGCGAUUAUUCCUCGGAGUGCCUAGCUUUUUUGAGAUCGAACUUCGACAUUGACAACCCAGACCCUGCUGGCAUCUUCCAGGCGUUCAAAGAUUUUCACAGUCGCAUGACCGCAUUGUUUGUGGAGGGCUUCAUUCUUGGAGAUGCCGCAGCAGUCCACAGUCCAUGGAUCUACUAUGGUGAUCGAGUUCACUAUCUUUGCACUUCUGCGUCGGUUGCAGACAUCAGAGUGGUGAUGGGCGACAUUGCCCAUGUCGUGCAAGCUAUGCUAAAGCGUUUGCGGGCUGACCUUCUGCAAGAUGAUGUGGCAGUGGCCUUGCACGCCUUUGAUUUGCUGGCCUGGGAAUCUUCGAACAACCAUGUGCACCUGCACACCCGCUUGAAGCAGCUUUGCAAGAUGCUUCGAAUUGAUUCUCACCAUGUAGUGCCUGCACUUGCUGCAGGUGCCCAAGUUCUUCUGCCUCUCACGUCCCGGGCGAGACAGCUGAGAUUCCCUGUUGAAAACAGGGCUUGCUGGUCAUGGCUCUUGCAUCCAAGCUGGCGAGCCAAGUAUGCUGCAAAGUUGCAGUGGACACAAGACUGCUCAUUCCUUGUCCAGUUCUACCUCUCUCUGAAAAUGAACACAACCACAUUGGAAAGAGACUUGGGGCAACUUUUGCUGCACUUGGAUGCUCACAGCGGCCCGCUGUCUUCCACUGGAUCUACUAUGGCUUCCAUCAUGGAGGUCAACAUUGAGGGGCCUCAGUCCGAAGAGGGCUUCUUCAGGCCAAACCCAGAUGGCGGGCCUUUGGAGCCAACAGAUUUUGGUCGACUGGCUGGAGCUUCCUUUGCCGAAGCCUUCUACUUUGCAGGGCACACGGUGGGCUUCGUCUUCAAACUCGGCCGACAUCUGGCAGAAGGUCAGAAUAGGAGAUGUGGGCGCAAUCCGUAUGUUGCAACCAAGCCUCUGUUGGGCGGCCUCCGUGCCGAGACCAAGCCUGCACAGGACAAGUUGGUCAGAUGCAUUCGGGCCCGCCAGCAGUUGAAGAUUUGCCAGACUUUUCUGCGCUAUGCAAACAGUCCGGUAUUGAUGGCAAAGCCAAACUUUGUCCUGGUUCCAGUUUAUGAUUGCGCAGAAGCAGAUGUUAUAGUCUUGGAGAAGCUGGCAGAUAUCGACCUUGCUGCGGGCAACCCACAUUUGGCGACAGCCUUGCUGUGCGUCUUUGGCUUUGGCAAGGUGUUGGCGUCCAAAGCAGACAUGGCAGCCUUCAUGGCAGCUCCAAGUCUUGAAAUCGAGGAUAAGUUCUUCACGCAUUCCGUGGGAGCUUCACGCAUGGAGCUACCAGGUAGGGAUGAGACAACACGAACAUUGGCCAGUCUGUUGGCAUGCAAGUCCAUCUACAAGCUCCCAUAUGGAGAGCAGCUUGGCUUCGUUGUUGCAGCGUGCUAUGUCAGAGAUGUGAGGCUGGCAAAGUACUUCUUGAAAGUUGCCAAGAAAGCCUCAAGCACUUUGAGUUUGACAGAGGCUGUGGUUGGCUUCUUCAAAGACACGCAAGGAGUUGGAAAUCGCAAAGCUUUUCUGCCACCGAAGCAGGCAACUGUCCGGUCUUUGCGUAAGCACCAGUCCAAAGUCCGCAGUCCAAAACUCAAGCGCACCCUGAAGAAGGUACGUAUCCUGCCCAAUACAGACAUAGCUGGGCUGACCUUGCCGCGGAUGUUGGAAUUUGUGGGCCAAUUUAUUGAUGGAUCUGUUCUGCCGAUGAUCAUCCACCAUGGCGGAACAUGGAAGGUCGAUCCCGACCAGCAGGGAGAUGCGGGCAGUUCAACAGCGUUUCGAGGGAUUGGAAGCAUCAAGAUGGUGGCUCGGAAGCUCAUGCCUGUCCACAUCGCAGAGCACCUGAAGGCGCUGGAUCACCUUGCUGAUCUGGAAAAGGUGGAUCAGGAAGUUUGGAACGGCUCCAAUGCCAACAAGUUCCAAGUAUGGUCUGGGCUCCGUGUGGACGAAGCAACUGUUUUAGUGCGUGACCAUUUGCAGGAGCUUUCCGAUGCAACAGGUUGGAAGAAGGUGGCCGGCCUCGUGGAUGAAGUUGAUGAGUCUGUAGUUAUCAUAGGCAGCUGCAAAGCUGUGCAAUGCUUACGGAACUUCUGCUUCCAUGAGGGCAAGAGCCGCUUGGCAGGCAAUUGGGUUGGAGAUGCUUUGCCCGAGCUGAAGACGGACCUGCAGGUCCAGUGCCUCUGGCCGAGCAUGCGUCCAUUGGCACAGGCUUGCAUGCUGCAGCAAGAGAGCGAGUCAAUUGAGGAGGAAGUUGGACGGGAUGGCCCUCAUUCUCACAUUGGGCUGCGGAUGUUCUAUGACUCUCCUUUGUCGGCAGUUGCCGCCUCUCGCAAGACAGCGGUCCGUGUCUUGGGUGGCACAUUGUCUGACACUGACCGUCCUGCCAAGAAGUUGCUGAAAGCCAGCGGGCACGAGGCCAUGGAGGAGGCGCUUCUGACCCCAAACUAUGCAGUGUUCAAGUUGGAGACCACCUGCAACAUCGCAGCAGCAUUGUCGGAUGGCAAGUUGAGCUUCGAUGCCCGCCUGAAGACCUACAAGCUGGAUCUCCCCAUGCCUUGCACGCUCUUGCCGAAGCUGCUGAAGGAUUUUGAUCAUUGCAGCGAGCCUGCUCCUGAGCCAAGCACUGCCCCCCAUGAGAAGCAUGAGGUCAAGAACUUCAACUUCACAUACUACGUGGCGAUCAACGACCUCGGCAACCCUGGCUGUUUGCCUGAAGCAGAUCCAGCUCCAAUUUGCUACAUUCUCAACCGAAACGAUGUUGGCCCAGUGAGCUUCUUUGACCCGUUUUCAGACCCAUGCUUCCCACUCUGUGCAUCCAGUAUGACAUCAAUGGUUUUGGGCUUCUUUGCUUACAGAUUGCCUGUGACCACAUUGGUAAAGAUCCAAGCCCGUGGCUUGAUUGGCGGCAGAGCCCCAUACGAUCAUGUCAUGGGGGGCUUUUGGAAGUUGCCAGCAUUGUCUGUGGCCGAUCUGCUCAAGGAUGGUGAAAUCCAAAUGUCUUUUGCGCCUUACGAAAUGUCUUUGACCCAGACAGGGCCCUGGAAGACUGCCACCGAGCUUUGCGGGGAAGCAUCUGCAAGUUGCUUGCGGAAGCGGAAGGCUGAGUGUUUGACAGAGAUUGCUGAGAUGCGCAACCAGCUGGCUUUCAAGCAGUCUGAGCUGGAGGGCAUCACGCAGAAGCUGAAGCAAGGCCCAGUGCUUGAAAGUCAUGGCAGAUCUGAUACCGUGGGCGUCCGAAGCGAACUGCCAAAGGCUUUCCCUAAAGCCAAGAGCAUGCACAAGUGCCAACCUCUCAGCAUUCAAGCAGAUGCCAAGACCAAUGAUCUUACUGGCUUCAAGGCUGGCUCUUGGUCAACCGCAGAAUGCGAAGCUGCCUUGACAACCACUGGGGUUUACGAAGCGCCAGGGCUAGCGCUUUGGCUUCGCACCAAUGCUUUGGGAGUUGGCCCCGAUGCGGAGGAAGAGGAUGUGAACUGGCAAUCGCUCAAGCAGUUUGAGGCAGCAUUUUUUUCCAAGAGUGGCAGCUUCAAGACAGGCGUCACCCGCUCAACUGCAGGUGGGAAGAAGCAAAAGAUCGAGAAAAGCCGCAUGUUUUGGCCCUGCGUGAUGGUGUGCGGGAUUGAGACAGCAAAGCAUGCCCUCCACGAUCACUUCGAUGCAGCGCUUCCGCUUCUGGGGAGUGGUCAAUUUGUUCUGUGGGCCUGGUUCCUUGCCUUGUUCCGAGCACUGCAAGCAGCUGAUAAGGAGUGGUUAGAGAUGCUUUGGGAAUGCGGCCUUUCCGUCACAGUGCAAGUUCGUAUUUGCACCUCCCCCAAAGAAUUGGCCCUUGCGCGCCACAACCAGAGUGAAGCCAUCAAAUCCUUGGGGCAUGCAAGCAUGAGUGAUAGCUUUUCUGCAUUCAGCAUCCUGAUUUGCAAGCUUGGGAUCACAUCCCAGAAGGCUGGAGAAGACUUAGGACUCCACUUCAACGGGACCUUGUACAAUGCUGCCAUGCACAAGGCGGCCGUCUCCUUGGCUUCUGUGCUUCGAUCCCCUGGUGGCAUUGUGGAGAAAGCGCUGAGGAAAUUAGAGCUCGAAUUUGGAAGAGACAUUUUGUCGAAUGAAUAUUCAAAGCUGUCAAAGCUCAUUUCAGUUGCCAAGGCAACUGCUUCCAGCAGAAUGACUACACCAGAGAUGGUGGCUUGGAUGAUUGAGAUGCUCACUUUGGCUUUCCGUUCGAAGAUCCGCAUGCCCUCAAGAGCAACAGAUCAGUGGCUGGACAAGGAUCGCAAAACCGGGGCUCUCGGCUUUUGGCCGGUCACUCAGGUCAUCUUGCAGGUGUUUGACUAUGCCCAAAAGCUCAUCGACAGCUUGCCAGAGCCAGAGGUUACAAAGUGCAAAGCCAUUUUGAGCGAUCUACUCUGCCCACAGACCUGCUGGGAGAAAUACGUUUAUCAGGAGCAGCAAGAUGCUCCACUUGGAGAAGAUGAUUGUGAAGGCAGCUGCGUAGCUGACAUUCCCUCAGGCCCCCUGGCGGAAGCGAAGCAAAACUUCAACCGAGCAACUGGUUUGCUGCUGGACCUUUUGCUGAAAGUAGCUCUUGGGAGAGAUUUCUUUUCUGAGUGUCAGGAGAUUGCAGCCACGCCAGGAGGCUUGUCAAAAGCAAUGCAAUCAGCAGAAGAGCAAGCUUGCAGUCUGCAGUCCACAGUCCAAGUUCCACGGCUGCUCAAAGAAUUGCGAAGCAUCACGGUUCAAUUUGACGGUCAGUCGAAGAGCGUGUCCGUGUCUGCAGCUGCCCCUCCUCCCAGUUUGCUUAUGCACUUGAGCCGAGAUGGGGCGGCGGCAGAGUCUGAAGCUGAGCGUGAAACUACAUGGAAGAAGGUGCAGGCUGAGCGCAGAAAGUUUGUGACUUUCAGCUACCCACGGACAUGGGCAAAAGACCACAUCCUCAAUGCUUUUCGCUCUUCGGGGAAAGUUUUCAGUUAUACUGGCGAGCUGAAUAGCGCCCACAGAUUGUUUGUUGCGUCAGCCGACCUCCUGCACGAAGAGGGUGAUGAGCCGUGGAAUGCACCAUGCCCUCCAGCAGCCAGCAUGUGGAAGGAAAUCACCUCAUUCAUCACCAGCGCCAGCGGCCCAGCAGAUUUUGCGAUGCUUUUCGAUGGCCGCAUGCGGGAGAUCCGCCGACAGAACGAAGAUAGCAUUCUGACUCAGAAUCAUUCUGGAGAAGGUCACGUGGUUUUUGCUGGUGGAUGCCCGCCGCGUGCAGGCAGAUCGCGCAAGGUGCCCUUGUCAGCCAAGAAAGUCGAAUCCAUUGCAAUCCUGUGCCCAGUCAGCAGGAGCAAGAUCAAGGCGAACAAGAAGGAGCAGUUCACUGCUUGCGGCGAAGAAAGCACCUACCAAGGGACCUAUUCUGGACCAGUGCCACCAGAUGACUGGGCCGAGCGCAACGGCAGUGACAUUCCAUUGUUUUGGAGCGAGUCCAAGCCGAUCGCAUUGUGGGCUGCAGUGAUUGAUGAUUGGAAAGUGGCCACCAUCUUCGAUUGCAGCCCAGGGAGCGGAGCAUUGAUGGAAGCUGCAAUGACACGCGGCCUGAACAAGGAACACCUUCAAUGGCUGCAAGCCGUCGCCGACAGAGCGGCAUGUGGUUUGAUGGCUUUGGAAGGGUCACCGCUGUUCAGUGAAGAGAAUUCCAUUGUCAAGAAGCACUUUCCUGAUGUGAUUGCUGGGCUUGCUGGCGGUCGAGACGACGAGGAAGAUGAGCCGAUGGAGCCUGCCAGUGAGAAUGAAGGCUGCAGCUAG